AUGAUCAUACAGGAGAUUUUAACAGAUAACAUACCCUGGGAUGGCUUAGAUGGCUCAGUUAUUAAAAGAGCCAUAGUCGUGGGAAAUUAUUUGGAAGCUGACUUCAGGCUUCCAAAACCUUACUAUGAUAUUGUUAAGUCAGGCAUCCAGGUCAGACAGAAAGACCGAACUCUGAACCUUCAAGAUAUCCAGUAUAUCCUGAAGAAUGACCUAAAGGAAUUGAUUGGAGCCCAGAGAACUCAGCCAACUGAGAGCCCCAGGGUGCAGAGAUAUGAUCGCCAUCCUGAUGUCGGUGUCUAUCUAGGACUGACUUCAGAACAUCUGAAAGAGAACCCUGACUUGGAAAUAAAAGAGCUGAAGGAAGCGGGCAGUCAGCUGCAUUCACCAAGGAAUCCCAGCGAGAAGGCCACACCAGAUCCUCAGGUCCCAGGUCCCAGUCUGAUGACCAAGGAGGCUCAGAGGCAAGAUGCUGCUCCUCCUGCUUGCUUUGUGGCCAGGAGCCCCAGCUCAGGGCC
Messenger RNA from Myotis lucifugus (little brown bat), 515 nucleotides. RefSeq names its product inactive serine/threonine-protein kinase TEX14-like. Gene Ontology annotation, biological process: mitotic spindle assembly checkpoint signaling; mitotic sister chromatid separation; intercellular bridge organization. The transcript has 4 exons. The record is from RefSeq and is a predicted model, not a curated record. Gene Ontology annotation, cellular component: midbody; kinetochore; intercellular bridge. NCBI's taxonomy places the organism in Eukaryota, Metazoa, Chordata, Mammalia, Chiroptera, Vespertilionidae. The annotation marks the transcript as partial.